AUGAAUUGCACUCUAUUGUUAUUUCUGCUAUUAUCAUUAUUAUGUAUAUUGGAAGCAAAACGAAGUAAAUCAUCAAAAUCAGAUGAAACAUUCAAAGAGCAACAACAACAACAACAACAACAACAACAACAACAACCUCAUUCUGUAAAAAAUAAUGCAAAAUAUAAGAAAGAAAUACGUCGGAUAAUGCCAUCACGACAAGAUAUUACUCAUGAUGAAGAUAAUACUAUAGAAGAUGUUGAUGAGGAUAAGAUUGAUGAAAUUAUCCGUGAUUCAACCAAAAACCUUGUUAUAUUCUUUUAUGACGGAUACGCGAAAUGUCCAAACUGCGGUGAAGCACUUGCAGAAGUGGAAGAAAUUGAUGAUGAUAUCGAAGCGACCGGAUACAUUGAAGUUGUUAAAACGGAUGAUCGAAGUGUUGCACGUGAGCUUGGUAUUGCAACAUUUCCAGCUUUGGUUUACUUCAGGCGGAAAAAUCCGAUCACAUAUGAUGGCGAUUUCAAGGAUUCAGAUACAAUAGUACGAUGGUUACGUUCUCAUGAAGAAGUAGUUACUUGGAUCCUAACUGAUGAUAACUUCGAAGAUUAUACACAUAGUUAUUCACCUGAUGAAGGUGCACUGGAUUGGUUUGUCAUGUUUUACAAUUCGGAUGAACCGGACUGUAAUGCAUUUGUUUCAUCAUGGGAAUCUGUUGCACAUAAAUUACGCGGUUUAGUAAAUGUUGGCAAGGUAGACAUGUCAAUUAAUGAUGAUGUCACCGAUCGUUUUCGUCUAGAUGAUACCCAAUGCCCAAUAUUCCUUCUCUUCCAUCGAGGAAAGAUGUACCGCUACAAAGAUGUAGCCAAAAACAUUCGAAGUUUGACAGCAUUUGCAAUGUACAAAUUCAAGGACUUACGUGGUUAUCACGUGCCAGAACCACCAACAGCACUUGAAAACUUUUAUGAGCAUGUUAAGGAGCGAAUUGCAGAUAUUUUGGAAGAUAGCCAAGCACUUACCGUAAUCGGUAUCGGGGGAUUGAUUGCAAUCGUUGCUGCGACAAUUUAUGCAAAUGCUAGGCGAAAGCAACAUAUGGUAAUUGUGACAGAUAAUAAUAAAUCAAAAACUAACUAA
Molecule: messenger RNA, 1110 nt
Organism: Cercopithifilaria johnstoni
Lineage: Eukaryota; Metazoa; Nematoda; Chromadorea; Rhabditida; Onchocercidae
Source: the annotation of a GenBank genome assembly